UGUUGCGGCGGAGGCGGAGGACCACUCGCUCUUCUUGUCUCCUCUUUAUCACUUUAUCUGCAUGACUUCCUCGUUCCAGCUACCAUGACUGCGCUGGACAACAUGGGAGAGGGCUCGACGCAAGGGAGCGGCAAGUCAUCGCGUCUGUCGCUCCGGCAAGGUCGCAAGCGAGCCCUCAACUCAGACAUCUCUCCGGCUCCAGAGCCCAGAACCAGCCAUCGUUUUCGCACCUCCAGUUCAAGUGACACUGACGACAGAAAUAAAACACCACCAAUGCUGCGCAAAAUGAGCCUGGGGAGGAAUGCAACAAACAGCAGCAGUCGGCGUACAAGUGGAGGCUCCUCUCAGGCCAGUGGCAGCCUGGGGGCAAGCACAGGGGAAUUGGGGAAUGGCGGAGGACGGGUCACAGGAGUUUGUCCUCUGGCCAACCUUGGCAACACCUGCUUCCUCAACUCUGUCUUGUAUGCCCUGAGGUUCCUCCCAGGCUUCACCCACGACCUGCACCAUCUUCACAUGCACCUCCAGGCAGCAGGCAAUCAGAGUGAUGCCAACCUGGAUCAGCGCAUUCAGUUCCUGUCAGAGUUACAUCGUGUCUUCGUGAGUCUUGGCCAGGAGGAGCGAGGACUGUCCGAGAGCAAACGGAUUCCAGCCUUCCAGCCCUACGAUUUUUUAGAAGCCCUCAGAGUGGUAAACCCAAUGUUUGAGGGGAACCGGCAACAGGACGCCCACGAGCUGCUUCACUGUCUCCUGGAUCAGCUGUGCCACCUGCCUCAGGACUUGCGUCAGGGCAAGCCUAAUGGGGUGUUAGGGCCAGAGGCAUCCAAGAUGGAGCAGGAAGAGGAGCCAGGGUUCCCAGAGCCGAAGAGAUUACGCCGCAGGUCGGAAAGGAUUCAGGCGAUAGAGGAGGACUCCAGCAAGUUAUUCUGUUCCUCUCCACAGGCUGUUGAUGUUGUGGGCUCAAAAUUUGUAGGGCGAAUGUGCCUUGAAACAUGCUGCUCCGAGUGCGAGCAGGUGACAGGACGGGAAGAGAAUUUCCUUGAGGUCUGUGUUCCUGUCAAGACCAAGGCUGACUUUGAUGAGGACGAGAACGUGAGUGAACCUCAGGUGUUUAUGUCAGCACUGUGCGAGGAGGAAUGUCUGCGCGACAACAACAAGUACUGGUGUGACCACUGUUUCCACCACAAUGAGGCGCGUCGCUCGGUCCACUACUCCCAGUUGCCACACCACCUUGUCAUCCAUGUUAAGCGCUUUAGCUCCUACCACAGGAAUAUGUUUACUGCCAAGUGCAGUGAGGCCAUGCCAGCACCCUUAGAGCUGUCAUGCUUCUGCCGGGGAUGCCUCACGGAGCAGAUCAAAAAGCAGGCUCUGAUGGAGCUGGCCAGGGACGACAAAGGAUCCAAACCCAGUUCCAGUAGCAAGCUCAGUUCAGGCCACCUGCCAUACCACUUGACGGCAGUUGUCUGCCACCUGGGUGCCACCCUCUCCUCAGGACACUACUUGUCUUUUGUGCGUCUGAGUGCACUAGACUCAUCAAGAUGCCCAGAGCAGCAGGUUGCACCACCAUCUCAGCCAGUUUUUUCACAGCCAGUAAGCAGCACCAAAGUGGAGUGUCAGUGGAUCAAGUGUUGUGGUCUGCAGCUCGAUCACAUACGUCCACUGUCAGGACUGAAUGGCCACAUGGACAUAGAGGAGGAUGGUAAAGGCAGUGAGAGGGAGAGUCUAUGGCUUGAGUGUGAUGAUGAGAAGAUCAAACUUGUAAGCGCAGCAGAAGUGAGUGACAUGAUGCGGACCACUAUCAUCACCCCGUACCUUCUCUUCUACUCACGUCUCUGAUCCCCUGACAGACGCUAGGUUGCAUUGCAUCCAGGGUCUCAUCUCAUCAUCUCAAGCUCUUCCUUCUGGGAUGCCCAAAUGCGCUUGGGUGAUGCGUAAUUAUGUGUCUCUUAGGGAAUUUUAGCGUGUGACAGUAAGAGAUGUGGUCACAAAGAUGAUGCAGUAUGAAAUAGUGAAAAAAUGACUGCCAAUAUUUCCCAUGUCUUUCUGAAGCUCAACCUCAGAGGUGAGGAUAGUGCCUGCAUUCCCCAAGAGAGGGAAUGAAAAAGAAAGUGAUAGACAGCCACCAAGCACCCACUCACUACCUCCAACAUCAGGUUCUGCUCAUAGGAAGACCUAAACAACGCUAUUCUCUCAAGGGUACCGGUGCCUACGCCAAACUUUCACAGUGAUAGAGAUUGUCCAACCUAGUGGGAGGGCAGGGCAAGCCUCCAAAGGAAAGGCAGCAUACACACUUGUCAAUAAGUGAGAGAGUAGAGGUCAGAAGAGGUCACAGGUAGAGGACACUGCUCACAGACACGGGCAGGACUCAUUCAGGUUUGGUUCUCCUUUUUGGUAGAGGAUUUUUAUUUUUUGGAACAAAUAGAACGAAAAUGUUUCUUCUCCUUCUUUUUCUCUUUUAUUUAUCCAGUGGUGAAGCCAGUGAAUGGAAGCAAUUUGGGGAAAGAGGAAUUUUUCAUUUGAUGUCACAAGAAAAUAUAUAUAUGUGAAAAUUACAAGAUAAAAGUUUAGAUAGAACCUUAUUAGGUUGAAGGAAAAGGAGAAUUUAUGCUUUUCUGUUAUUCUAAAACAAGUAAUGAAUUUUUAAAAGUAAUGACUUCAUAUCAGUGGGAUGUAGUCAUCCUUUCUUUCAGUUCAUGGUUAUAAGGGGCCUAUAGAGAGAGAAAAUGUUAAAAUCACAUUUCUUUAAAAAAUAUAUCCAAAAAAUAAAAAAAUAAAAAAAAGUUAUAUAUAUAUAUGUAGCACAGCCAGAAAAUAGAUCACUUUAGCCCAAAAAAAAUUUGUGUCUUUACAACACAAAGUCCCUGUACUUGUUGGGGUGGGAGGAGGGGCAGGCUAGAUACUGGAAGUGCAAGUCGAGCAAUGCUUAGCACAAACAUUACCCUGUUGUUUACUGUAGUGUUCUCUUGUAAAUACAAAGUUUCUUAAUAUAUUUUUAUAUUAGAUUUUUUGUCAUACUGAGAUGAACUAGUGAUCACUGGUCAUGAUUACUAGGUGGCUUUUCACAAAAAGAACUUUUUUUUUUUGUCUUUUUUGUCUUUUUUUUUGUCUUUUUUUUAAAGAGAAGGGAGGAAAGACCUACAAAUGUUAUUAUGAAAUGGUUGGAAUACUCCCACAUCAUGCCAUGAGCAUAUUUGUGGUUUGGAAACUACUCUUUUAUAGACAGGCUUUACUGUAGAGUUUUGUUCUACCACAUGGACUUUAUGGGAACACUCCCAGUCCCAUUGUGGAAAUCUUCAGAAAUGAAUUUUGGCAGCCAAGUUGCUGCUAGAAUAACUUCACCUUUUUAUACCAGUGGAAAACAUAUUCCCAUGUUGUACCCCAGUGACAUGAAUUUCAACGUGAUGCAUAUAUGUAUUGAAAAUGCACUUUUAUCUGUUGUGCUGUUUCUAAAAUUGUUACAUCAGGUGUAUUGCAUCUUGUCAUUGUUAUAUCACAUUAGUGCACCCUUAACAAUUGUUUCUAUAGCCCUGAAGGUCACAUCAUCUAAACAGGUGAUCUACCAUAUUAGCCUUUAAUGGGUAGCCAGCUGCAUAUGCAGUGGUUUUUCAUCUUUUGUCUCUAAAUCGUCCAGCCCAAGAAAAUGCUGUUUGUAGAGACCCUGCUUUUUUCAAUGGCAUAAAAAGGUUUUCCUGUUAAGGAACUGCAGAACCUUUGUCUCAUGGACACUGUAACAACAUUGUUACUGGCAGUUGCAAGAGGCAAGGUUCAAAGCGACUUACAUUCCGAAACAACUUGCUUGUACCGUAGGAUCAAUCUCUGAAACACGUCCUGAAUGAAACACAGACUCCUCUUUCAAUGUGAUUAUGCAACUGUUUUUUUUUAUGGAUCAAUAUAAAGCUUUGGCUAAGAUAAUCAGUUACAGUUUUGAUACAAGACUAGAAAUAGAUGGAAGUUUGGCUUGAUUAUGGAGAUGUUCAUCUUGUAUAUUCAUUAGCUACUAUUACUACAGUGCAGUGUUGAAUAGCAUAAUUUAUGGGGAAAAAACAUUCAUCUAGGAGGGAUAGAAUUCACUAAACUAGAGCAAAAUUCUAAAACCUUUGUUGCAACACACAUUGAAAAUUCAUUUCCCCACUCCUAAAAGCUGACUUGCUGCAGGACAACAACAGUAAAGCACUCAAGGAACAAGUUUUAAAAAUCUCUUGUUUUUAAGAAAAAUGAGAAAGAAAGAGUUUUGAAAAGCUUUCCUUUAAAGUAAAUUUCAGAGAAGAGGAAGACAUUGUGGAGGAUUCUUUUCACAUUAUUAUUGGCCUUUUUAUUGUCUUACUUUUUGGUAACUUUGUAAACUGUGAUGUGAACUAUCAUCUUUUGAGUAAUUAUUCAUUGCAAUGCAGUUGCCUUAGGCUCUGCAAUAAAUGUUCCUUUACAUGGGACAUUAAGCAAGUUGCAAAUCAUGGCUCUUCCACUUGUUCAUUUGCAGGUAAAUAUUGAUAUUGGAGAAAAAUAGAAAUUUUUAUUUCUAAAGUGACAAGGUAUUCAUUUUUUUUUCCCGUCUUUUCCAUAUUUAUGUUGCAAUGAUGAAGGCACAGAUCUGGUGUUAAGUGUUGCAGAAACUUCAACUAGGCUCCAGAAUUACAGUUGUAUAAGUGUUGCAUUGUACAAUUAACAAAAGGAAAGUCACACAUAAUAUGUUAUUACUGUAGAGCCAGUGAUUUCAGAGAAGGGGUAGCCUCAGGGAGUUGGCUAUGUGAUGUAAGAGAUAAAAAAAAUAAAAAUAAAAAAAAAAUAAAAAAAAAUAAAAAAGUCAGUUCAACAAGAAUGUGGAUAUUGCUUCAGGCUACUUUCAGCAUCAAAAUUUUGCCACCAGUAAUCUGUGGGAAAUCAUUGUCUUCCAGGUUUAGGUUACCGUAGUUUAAGUCCGUCUUAUUUUUGCACUGGCUAUUUUUCUUAGCAGUAGUUGAAUUUUAGCCAGUGCAAGGUAUAUAAUUAGCUUCAUAUUUAUGGACAGAUUGUAGCUUGAGGACCUUAUAUUAUUUUCAAGUUCAUCAUUGGGAUCUUCUGCUAUAAUGGUAUUUAUUUAGCAUAUGUGCACUUUCUUCAUAGACAUCUGCUUACAUGUUCUACAUUAUUUUAUUGUAGGGAUUGUGGAGAUAUUGUACAUAGAUUUAAACAACAAAAAAAGCAAAAAGAUACUGGCUGUAGACCAACAGCGUUUUGAUAACAAAAGUUAACAUUACCUUAAAUGCCAGUUUGUAACUUGGGUUAACAGUUAUCUAACAGCAGUGGAUGGCUGUCUUGCACACCACAGUAUUGGUCAUGACUGUUACAGUUCAUACUUGCCAAGCAGUACACCAUCAGAGCCAAAGCUUCACACCAGGGACUGCUGAGAAGUGGUUGGUCGUGCUUCACAGCUAGUGUCUUAGUUGCUGUUGGGACUUGCCUUCUCUUAUUACACACCCAUUUCCAGUUCCCCAUUUAUGUAUCCCUGCAUUCCACACCUGCCAUGCAGCAUUUGUCUCAUCACAUUAUCCAGUUCAUAUUUGUGAAGGUUUGUUAUCCGUCCUGAAGUGAUUAUGUUAUCAUUAUUAUAAUUGUUAUUAUUCCAUGUCUAAAUGUGUACAAGUUAACUUUCAGCAAACUUUAGCCACAGGUCUUCAGAGUGUUUUAUUAAUAUUGCUUUUGAGUGAAAGAAUUCACUGCUUAAAAAUUCUGUAUCAAGUAAAUGUUUCUACUUCAAUUGGCUUGAACUUUUCAUUCUGUUCUUUGUUCUCUGGAAGAUGUAUGAAACUAUCCUCAUUCCUUAUACCUUUGUCAUUUGAUGAUAAUUCCAAGGCAAAAUUGUGUACAAUGUUGGUAAGCAUUUUCAAGUCGGAUUCAAAUACAAUUUAAUUAAAUGAAAAGCCACAGUAAUGUACAUAGCAGAUACAUGUAGGUGAACAUGGCAUUUACAGGUAGGAUUUCCAAAUGAAAUACAAAAUUAAAAAGGUUGGUUGUGUUACUGAGCUAUUCUAAUUCUGCAAUAGUAGACCAAAUGUUUUGAGUAUCCUGUCUUGUUUUUUUUCUUUUUGUACCUCUGAACAAAAUUUACUAAAUGACUUUUUUUUUUUUUUCUUUCUUUUUCUUUUUUCAAUUGCUUGAACAAGUCAGGAAGCAGAUGACCAAGGCAGAGCAGGAACCUAUUUGCUACAUGCUUCUCUCACACCAUGUCUCUUGAUUGUGAUGGAGUACCUGCAUAUUUGCUCAUUGUAGUUCUUUGAAUAACGUACCUGACCCACAAGCACCUGAGGACCAUUUUUUUUUUUUUUUUUUUUUUUUUUUUUUUUUUGAGUUCUAUUUCUCUGAGGAUUCCUUUUCUUCUCUUUUAUCUUCAUCCUCUCUUGUACAUAGUAUAAUAAAGUGUGUCAACCUGGGGGAA
Molecule: messenger RNA, 6409 nt
Organism: Penaeus indicus
Lineage: Eukaryota; Metazoa; Arthropoda; Malacostraca; Decapoda; Penaeidae
Product: ubiquitin carboxyl-terminal hydrolase 1-like
Exons: 10
Coding region: 85-1833 (582 amino acids)
Biological process (GO): protein deubiquitination
Cellular component (GO): nucleus; cytosol
Molecular function (GO): cysteine-type deubiquitinase activity
Source: RefSeq, a predicted model, not a curated record